CAUUAGACUUCUUCUCAAGUCCUCUCAAAGUAGAUAGUAUAUAAAACCUUUGAAUCAAAAGGGUAUAGGAGGGAGAAAUUUAAACAAAAAUUGACAAAAUAUGAAGGGUCACAACACCCACAAAAGAUCCCUUAAUCAUCUCAUUUCCGAUAGAACACGGCUAAUCGCGAUCGGUACAUUAUUCGGGUUCAUCAGUGGCGCCAUCUUAAUGUCGGCCCUAUCCGGGCCUAUUGGCGGGUGGCCGUCUAAUCAAUAUUCUCUCUCCUCCUCCAGCUCGGCCGCCACGCCGAUCCAACUAAAGGCGAUCCUACACUACGCCACGUCAAAGGUAGUCCCACAACAAUCUCUAAAGGAGGUGACAGAGUCCUAUAACGUACUCCAAUCGCUAGGCUCAUGCAACUUUCUUAUAUUCGGGCUGGGCCAUGACUCCCUCAUGUGGGCCGCACUUAACCCGAAUGGAACCACACUCUUCUUAGAAGAGUCACCCGAAUGGGUCACCACCGUUUUAAAAACCGCCCCGUUUCUAAACGCCGAAACGGUGCCGUACCGAACGAGGCUCGAAAACGCCGACAAGCUACUCGAAACUUACAAGGAUGAGCCCGACUGCAGGCCCGAACGGGCCUUCUUGAGGGGGAACAAGCAUUGUAAGUUGGCAUUGGAGAAUCUACCGAGUGAGGUGUACGAUAGAGAGUGGGACGUGAUCAUGAUCGACGCGCCGCGAGGAUACUCACCGGAACACCCGGGGAGGAUGGCGGCGAUAUACUCGGCGGCAGUGAUGGCGCGUGAGAGGAAACGCGAGGGGAAAACACAUGUUUUCUUACAUGAUGUUAAUAGGAAAGUGGAGGAAAAGUUUGCAAAAGAGUUUUUGUGCAUGAAGUAUAGAGUUGGUAGUGUUGGAAGGUUGUGGCAUUUUGAGAUCCCAUCUCUUGGAGAUGUUAAUAAUGGUGGUAGUAUCACUAAUUUUUGUUAAAGGGCUAGUUAAUUAAUUGUUAUAUUUGAAAUUAAAGAAAAUAAAUAUACUUGAAUUUUUUCCAUAUGUUUGGCUUUAUGCCUUUAUGGCUUAGAGCAUUAUACUAGUAGCAUUUGUUGUUCUUUAUUUUUUGUGAAAGCAAUAU
Molecule: messenger RNA, 1115 nt
Organism: Spinacia oleracea (spinach)
Lineage: Eukaryota; Viridiplantae; Streptophyta; Magnoliopsida; Caryophyllales; Amaranthaceae
Product: probable methyltransferase At1g27930
Exons: 1
Coding region: 101-970 (289 amino acids)
Biological process (GO): xylan biosynthetic process
Source: RefSeq, a predicted model, not a curated record